Molecule: messenger RNA, 1893 nt
Organism: Sporothrix brasiliensis 5110
Lineage: Eukaryota; Fungi; Ascomycota; Sordariomycetes; Ophiostomatales; Ophiostomataceae
Product: MFS multidrug transporter
Exons: 1
Coding region: 1-1893 (630 amino acids)
Biological process (GO): transmembrane transport
Molecular function (GO): transmembrane transporter activity
Source: RefSeq, a predicted model, not a curated record
AUGUCCUCAAAAACAAACGACGAACCACUGGCCCGGGCGGGCGAGACUGCAUCACCGGCGGACCCAGGUCAGCCAACUCUUCAACGCUCACCGACGGCAGCCACCGAGGACAACCACGCGCACGGCUUCAAGCUUCUAUCGGUCAUGGUGGCCCUCUUCUUGUCUGUGUUCUGCGUGGCCAUUGACCGGACCAUCAUUGCCACGGCCAUUCCCAAGAUUACCGUCGAGUUCGACUCGCUGCCCGACAUAGGCUGGUACGGCUCGGCAUAUUUGUUGACGUCCGCCUCGUUCCAGCUACCCUUUGGCCGCAUCUAUGCCGAAGUCAAUAUCAAAUGGGCGUUUCUGGUCGCCGUCGUGCUGUUUGAGGUCGGCUCCGUCAUCUGUGCGGCCGCGCCCAACUCGGCGGCCCUGAUUGUCGGGCGGGCCAUUGCCGGCUUGGGGGCGGCCGGCAUCACGUCCGGCGCCCUCACCAUUAUUGGCCGUGUCCUGCCGCUGCACCGCCGGCCCGUAUUCACGGGCGCCAUGGGCGCGGCCAUGGGCAUCUCGCAGGUCACUGGUCCUACGAUCGGCGGCGCAUUUGCGGACCAUGUGACGUGGCGGUGGUGCUUCUGGAUCAACCUGCCCAUCGGCGGCCUGGCCAUCCCUGUCGUCAUGCUGUUCUUGAAUUUGCCCGUUCUGCCCCCGCAGCCGUCCACUGCAGCCGGUGCUCCCGCCCCUGUGCCCCUGAGCAAGAUGACCGUCCCCCAGAUCCUCCGCCGGUUUGACGUGGUCGGCCUCGUCCUCAUCAUUCCCAGCGUCGUGUCUCUCCUGCUUGCGCUCCAGUGGGCCGGCACCGCGUAUGCGUGGAGCAGCUGGCGCAUCAUUCUGCUGCUGGUGGUAUUUGCCGUCACCUUUGUCGCCUGGGCCAGCGUCCAGCUCUAUGAGGGCGACGCGGCCACGCUGCCCCUGCGCCUCGUCAAGCAGCGCUCGCUCGCCGCCGCCAUGGUCUACAUGUUCUGCACCCUGGGCCAGCUGUUUGCGCUGACCUAUUAUGUGCCGGUUUGGUUCCAGGCCGUCAAGAACGUGUCCGCCCAGCAGUCGGGCGUCAACAUCCUGGCCAUGACGGCCCCGACGGCCGUGUUUGCCGUGCUGGCCGGUUUUCUGACGUCGGCCAUGGGCUACUACAACCCGCUUUUGCUUGCCAACACGGUGCUCUCGUCGGUGGCCACGGGCCUCAUCUGGCGGUUCGGCGUCGACACCAGCACGGGCUACUGGGUCGCUGCGCUCGUCAUCUACGGCAUCGGCAUCGGCCUGGGCGGCCAGCAGGCCUUGAUGAUCCCGCAGGCCGUCUUCAAGGGCCGCGACAUUGCCCUCGGCAGCUCGGCCAUGAUUUUCACGCAGACCCUUGCCGGCGCCAUCUUUCUGUCCGUGGCCCAGAACCUGUUUGCGCAGAACCUUGUCGGCCAGCUCGCUGCCCGCGCGCCCGGUGUCGACCCGCAGUUUGUCGUCGCCGCCGGCGCCUCGGACGUCCAGGCCACCAUGGGCAACGUCUAUUCGCCCUCGCAGGUGGCGGAGAUCGUCGCGUCCUACGCCGCCGCCCUGCAAAAGGUCUUUUUAAUGGCGCUCAUCCUGUCCGUUCUGAGCGUCCUCGGCUCGGCCUCGCUUGAGUGGAAAAAUGUCAACAAGGGCAAGAAGGCGGCGAUGGCGAUGGCUGCUGCAAAGAGCGACGCCGAAAAGGCUGUCCCGGCAUCUACUACAAGUAACGAACCAACAAACGAGAUGGGCCCCAUCGACUGCGGCCAAGACUCGGACGCCAGCAACCUGCCGUCGCACAUGACUUUGAAAGACGAGGAGGCGACUGUUGCGUUGGAGGCCGGCACUGGGGCUACGAUGCCAGCAGGCCAGAAGGAGUAG